Molecule: messenger RNA, 2206 nt
Organism: Sarcophilus harrisii (Tasmanian devil)
Lineage: Eukaryota; Metazoa; Chordata; Mammalia; Dasyuromorphia; Dasyuridae
Gene: TRIM25
Product: tripartite motif containing 25
Exons: 10
Coding region: 121-2148 (675 amino acids)
Molecular function (GO): protein binding
Source: RefSeq, a predicted model, not a curated record
CGUGAUUUCCCGUAACUCUUCGGUGCCCUCCCCUACAGCUAGUUUCAUUUCCCUCUCCUCUGCUAGGGUCCUGGAGAAUUAGUUGUCUUCCUUGAAGGCAUCUAUCUGGUAAGGAUCACGAUGGCCGAGCUGCAGCCUCUGACUGACGAGCUGACCUGCUCCAUCUGCCUGGAAAUCUUCCAGGAGCCCGUUACUACUCCGUGCGGUCACAACUUUUGCUCGCGCUGCCUGGACGAGACCUGGACAGUCCAAGACUCCCAAUUCUUUUGCCCCCAGUGCCGGACUUGCUUCCAGAUGCGGCCACAGCUGAAGAAGAAUACGGUGCUGUGCGCAGUAGUGGAGCAGGUGCAGCAAGCCCACAGCCUCUGGGAUUUGGGGGCGUCUAACAGUGAGUCCCAAGAUGGCGAGCCCUUGUACCCGUCGUCGAGGAAGGGAAGCCAGGCGAAGGAGGAACCCACAAAGACUGUGGCCUGCGACCAUUGCUUGCGGGCUGUUGCGGUCAAGACGUGCUUCACCUGCAUGGUAUCCUUCUGCUCCGAGCACCUGAAGCCGCAUCUGGACAACCCCAUGUUCCAGGGUCACGACCUGCAACCCCCAGUCUGGGAUCUGGCCAGCCGCAAGUGCCCGGAGCACGGCCGCCUGAGGGAAUUCUUCUGUUCUCAGCACGGCCUCUGCAUUUGCUGCUUGUGCCUGGUGGGGCACAAAACCUGCUCUUCUGUGACCCUGGACGUGGCCAGGGCCGAUUUGAAGUUAAAGAUGAAGCAGAAGCUGACAACCCUAUAUGACCACAUCAAUAAGGCUUCAAAUGCAUUGAAAGAUGUAAAAUUGAAACAACAUGCAGUCCAGGAAACAGCAGACAGAAAGAUGGAGUUGUUAAAACAUGAAUAUGAAGAAAUGAAAGUCCUCGUUGAAUCAGAGGAGAAAAAUUCUCUAUGGAAGCUGAAAGAGGAAGAAAAGAGAGUUUUGGACAAAUAUGAUCAUGUUCAUCAGGUCCUGCUCAAGAAAAAGAGUGAAAUUGAGUCUAUGAAAGAAGAGAUUGAACUUUUGCUCACGAAAAAUGAUGAGAUUGCCUUUUUGGAGAAAGCCUCAAAACUACAAGAACAUGUCAUCAAGCCCGUGUUUGUGCCAAAGAAUGAAUUAAACCAAGAGAUGAUGCACAGCGUUUAUCAAAAUGCCUUCUCCCUUAAAGAAGUUUUAAAAGAUAAAAUAAACAAUCCUCAAGAGAAGAAAAUAGAAGAGUCAACUAGCCCAGAUGUUUCUGGAAAAGGUUUGCCUUUCUCUAUACCGACGUAUCCCAAUAGAGAAUCUCGCCAAAUGAGACGGAUCUACAAAGGGGACAAAGUAGGAGACAAAUCACAGGUCAAGUUGCCAGUGGGUCACCAGCAAGAGAAGAGUGGAGCUCCAGACCAGAAACAGAAACCUAAAAAACCUGUCCCUGCUACUCCUUCAACCCACAGUCAGAAUUCCGGCAUGGGAUCUUUGACAGACUUAACAAAAUUAAAAACCGCUCUCCAAGAUACUACAGAAAAAGUCAAUGCCUUACCAAAGAAUUCACCAAAUCAGAAGACACAAGUACUAGAGGCAUUCUUGGCAAAAUCCAGAGCAGAGCUUUUGCAAUACGCUACUCGAGUGGUUCUGGACUACAACACUGCCAACUACAAAGUGGCUUUGUCAGAGAACUACACUGUAGCAUCUGUUGCUUCAGUCCCCCAGAACUAUCCAUCCCGUCCCCAGAGAUUCACCUGCUGCUCCCAGGUUCUUGGGCUGCACAGUUACAAAUCAGGAGUCCACUACUGGGAAGUGGAACUGCAGAAGAACACCUUUUGCGGCAUCGGCAUCUGCUAUGGGAGCAUGGAUCGCCAUGGUCCUGCCAGCCGACUGGGCCGCAACAGCUCCUCCUGGUGCGUAGAGUGGUUCAACAACAAGAUCUCCGCCUGGCACAAUGAUUUGGAGAAACACCUGCCUCUCACCAAGGCCACCAGGAUUGGCGUGCUCCUGAAUUACGAUGACGGCUUUGUCAUUUUCUUUGCCAUCACAGACAAAGUCAACCAGAUCUAUAAGUACAGGGCAGAGUUUUCAGAAGCAUUGUACCCUGUCUUUUGGUUAUUCUCCAGUGGCACUACUCUAUCCAUCUGCCCACUGAAAUAGAAAAUCAUUUUACUCAAAGGAUGGGACCCAGGGUUCACCCCCCCCCCCCCAUCCAACU